AUGAACAGUGAAGAAGAGUUUUAUGAUGCCGUUACGGGCUUUGAUUCUGACAAUUCUUCAGGAGACUUUUCAGAAGCAAAUCAUAAAGUUGCAGAGAUGCUUGAUCUAGAUCCACACCAAAGCAAUAAGACUGGAAAGCAUAACGGGGAGACAGAGAUCCAAGAAAAUGGCAUCAAGAGACACAGGACAUCAUUACCUGCCCCAAUGUUCUCUAGAAGUGAUUUUAGUGUGUGGAGCAUAUUAAAAAAAUGCAUUGGACUGGAGCUGUCCAAGAUUACCAUGCCCAUUGUCUUCAACGAGCCAUUGAGUUUCCUUCAACGGAUAACAGAAUACAUGGAACAUAUAUACCUCAUUAAUAAGGCUUGUAGUCAUGCAGAUCCCCAGGAAAGAAUGCAGGCUGUUGCUGCUUUUGCAGUUUCUGCUGUAGCUUCUCAGUGGGAGAGAACUGGCAAACCAUUUAACCCACUGCUAGGAGAAACCUAUGAAUUAACCAGGGAGGAUUUAGGAUUUAGGUUUAUAUCUGAGCAAGUCAGCCACCACCCACCUAUUAGUGCAUUUUAUUCUGAAGGCCUCAACAAGGACUUCGUGUUUCAUGGAGCUUUAUUUAGAAGACUAUUAAAAUUCUGGCUCAGCCUAAUCAAAUUACAGGGAAAUGAUUCCUUUCUCUCUUUUCUUUACAGACACAAUGAAGCUUACACAUGGACAAAUCCAACCUGUUGUGUACAUAAUGUAAUUAUUGGGAAACUCUGGUUGGAACAGUAUGGAACAGUGGAAAUCGUUAAUCACAGUACUGGAGAUAAAUGUGUCCUUAACUUUAAACCAUGUGGACUGUUUGGGAAGGAGCUUCACAGAGUAGAGGGAUACAUUCAGGACAAAAACAGAAAGAAGCUGUGUGUGAUCUAUGGCAAGUGGACAGAAUGUUUGUGGUGCACUGACCCCACCACGUAUGAGACUUACAAGAAGAAUGAGAGGAGAGGUGGUGAGCAGAAGAAGAAGUCGGUAAGUGAAGAUGUUAUUAAAUCUGAAAAUGAUGUGGCUGAUGAUAUGCCAGAGAUUCAAGACACAGUGCAGUUCAUACCAGGCAGUAAAUUGCUUUGGAGAAUAAAUUGUAGGCCACCAAACUCAUCACAGAUGUACAACUUCACCAGUUUUGCUGUGAGUCUCAAUGAGCUGGAAAAGGGCAUGGAAGCAAUAUUGGCUCCCACUGACUGUCGGCUACGCCCGGAUAUCAGGCACAUGGAGAAUGGGAACAUGGAUGCAGCAAGCAAAGAGAAAGAGAGACUAGAGGAGAAACAAAGAGCUGCUCGCAAGGAGCGUGCGAAGGACCAAGUGGAGUGGCACACACGAUGGUUUCAUCAAGGCACUAACCCCUACACUGGGACUGCAGAUUGGCUGUACUCAGGUGGCUAUUUUGAUAGGAAUUUCUCAGACUGUCCAGACAUAUACUGA
Molecule: messenger RNA, 1449 nt
Organism: Acanthisitta chloris (rifleman)
Lineage: Eukaryota; Metazoa; Chordata; Aves; Passeriformes; Acanthisittidae
Gene: OSBPL2
Product: oxysterol binding protein-like 2
Exons: 14
Coding region: 1-1449 (482 amino acids)
Cellular component (GO): intracellular membrane-bounded organelle; membrane; cytosol
Molecular function (GO): cholesterol binding
Source: RefSeq, a predicted model, not a curated record